AUGGCGCCUGCGUUUUUUCCAGGGAAUGCAAGGAAUUUGACCUUCACCAGUCAAGGAGUGACCAACAAGUCCUUGGAAAUUGUCUGGACGAGCGCUCAGGGCGACGUGGCACAAUAUGCGGUGCUCAUCUCUCCGGCAAACGUUUCUGCCCUUUCCAUCAGUCCAAAUGGGUUACUCAUCGCCAAGUUUGAUAAUUUGAGAGCAGGUGUCCUCUAUGUCAUCAACGUGAAAACCAUCGAUCAUGGGAAUAACUCCAAUGAUGGGGUAUCUGUGACGCAAAGAACAGACGUUGACGAGUGCAGUGAUGGGAACAACAAAUGCGCUCAGGUAUGCAAUGAGCUGAACCUCUUUGAGAACAGCCAGGGCUACAACUGCAGCUGCUUCGGUGGCUUCAAGAUGCAGCAAGAUGGCAUAAGUUGUCAGCCUAUUGUGAGCUGCACACUGGCCUGUACCAAUGGAAGGUGCUUUAUUGAUCCCAACACAAAGAGACCAACCUGCUCCUGUAACAUUGGUUACGUCCUUGAUAAAAGCAAGCAAAACUGCUUAGAUUUGAAUGAAUGUGAAGAACAGCCUAAACCGUGUGAGCAAGAAUGCUCUAACACCAUCGGAAGCUACAAGUGCUCCUGUUCUCCUGGGUUCACGCAGGAUCUUGUUGUUGCUAACAGAUGCAUUGAUAUCGAUGACUGCAUUGGAAACGAGUGUCAGCACAAUAGCGCAUGUCUGGAUGAUGUCAAUAGUUACUUGUGCCUUUGUCCGAGUGGAUGGACUGGUCUUCGCUGUGCAACUGACAUUGAUGAGUGCAAUGUUGGACCUUUUCCCUGCCACGGAACGCUUGGGCUCUGUACCAACACGCCUGGCUCAUACGCUUGCUCGUGCAAGCCUGGCUAUGAGGGAGAUGGCAUUCAGUGCUUCGAGAAGAGGCUCUUCGAUUAUGGGAGAAAUGUGUACGACCAAAGUCCGUAUAUUUGGGACACAGACUACGUGUCUCCGUUCUUCUCACCACCGUACGGAUUUCCAUUCGGAACCAGGUUCUACCAACAGUUGUAUUUCACAGACAACGGGUUGAUUGUGUUCAAAGAAAACGAAGACCAAUCAAAGUUUGCUUAUCCCAAUCCAACGAGAAAUUCAUGGUGGUACUAUACUCCCAUGAUUGCAGUUUUCUGGGACGAUUGUGACUUCUCAUCCGGCAUUGGAAAAAUAUAUUACCAGGAGUAUGACUUUACUGUGGGCAACCCGAGCCAAGAUGCAAAACAGCUCCGUGACAAGGUGCAGGCCCAGGUCCGAGCCAACUUCAGCUCUAUGUCGGAUAUACAAAACUAUGUGCCCACCUGGAUGUUAAAGAUCACCUGGGAGGAAGCUCCUGCUGUGCCAGCAAAAAAGGAAGCGGAUCCCUACCGAUACUGCUGUCAGUCUGGAGAUAGUCGGCUGUGUCGCCUGUACCAAGAGAAACGCCCUCGCAACCAAUGCUCCUUCUACAGGCCUCCCUUCUUCGCGUUUCUCCUUGGCGACCCUCACAUCACGACGCUGGACAACGUCUCGUACACCUUUAAUGGCCUGGGAGAGUACACGGUCUUGGAGGUGUCUACCGAUCAAAACGAUUUCACCAUGCAAGCCCGGACGGCGAUCGCAGGGUCCAAUGGGACCUCAAAAGCCACGUCGUUUGUGGCCAUCGUGGCCCAAGAAAAUGGCAGCAGCAAGGUUGAAUGGAUUCUCAAAGACAACAUCACUGUCGUGCUAUUAGAUAGUCAAGUUACUCAAGUCUCAGAAAACAAAACGUUUUUCAACCAGACGUCAGUCGAGCUUUCGUAUGGGUCAGUCAUCGCGUCGUUCCCAUCGGGUAUCUCCGUGAAUGUGACGGCUUCUUACGGGGCGCUCAACUUCAUCACCCUGCUACCCCAAAAAUUCGUCAAUCAAACGCAAGGCUUGCUGGGUGUUUUCAACGGUGAUCCUAAAGAUGAUUUUAAAUCUAAGAAUGGCACUGUGCUGCCCUUUGAUGGAACAAAUAUCCCUCCAGAGAACCAGCUAUACUAUGAUUUUGGAGUCACAUGGCAAAUCGCUAUAAACACGAGCUUGUUUUCCUACAACACCAGUGCUGGGGAGAGCUGGCACACCUACAACAACAACAGCUUUGUGCCGAUGUUUUAUGAAGAACUCCUGAAUCGGACAUCAGCCGAAAAGCUGGCCAACGUCAGCGCUUCCUGCGGAGGGCAAAAGGACUGCAUUUUUGAUGUGCUCAGCACUGACGACCCCAAUUUUGGAAUGGCCACGAAGAACAGCGCUGGAGAAUUUGGAUCGCAGGGCCAAACACUGCAAAACUUCCCUCCCAACAUUACAAGCAGCGGACAGCUCUCGACCAAAGUGAAUUCCACGGUGUGGGCCAGAGUAAUUGCAGAGGACCCCAAUAACGACACCAUUGUCUUCACCCUUACGACAAACUCAUCAGGCCUCACGAUUACAAGCGAUGGGAAUUUGACGUGGAGUCCCAGAAGCUCGGAGCCAGCGUUUGGCGUGGUGAGCGCCAGCGACGGCAAGGCCUCCUCUGCGCUGCUGCUCAACCUCACUCUGUGCAACUGUAGCGCGAACUCCAUGUGCCUCUCCAACCAGACCACCCUAAGCAUCAAUGGCAGCGACGGAUCCACUUUUAAGGUUUCCGGCUGUCUGUGUGAUCCUGGCUACGCGGGAGCGUACUGCACGGACGACUACAAUGCCUGUGUAGACAGCCCUUGCCAUCCUGGAGUGAACUGCACGGAUGAUCCUGCACCCUCCCUAGGCUUUUCGUGUGGGCCCUGUCCCGUUGGGCUCACAGGCAACGGGAGCAAGUGUUUCGAUGUGGACGAGUGCGUGUUACAGCUGUCUACGUGUAAUCAAACGUGCACGAAUAUAUUUAAUGGCUACACGUGCAGCUGCAAUGAGGGCUACCGUAAUGUCACCAUGAACAGCGACAGAUGUGAAGACAUUGAUGAGUGUGCCCUGAAUUCAUCUCUUUGUGUCAACAAUGCCCAUUGUGUAAACACACCUGGACACUAUGACUGCAGAUGCAUUGCUGGCUUCAGAGGAGAUGGAUUUAUGGUUUGUCAAGGUAAAACAAUCGCUGCAUCCGUGCAUGUUUAGGUCUGAUUGUCUUUGUGAUACCAGUAACUUAACCCAAUACUUUUAGUGGGGGCAUCUCUCAUAAUUUGAAUGAGGUUUAUUCAUCUACCAAACGGUGCUUUCUUGAAAGUCUCGAAA
This is a messenger RNA of Lethenteron reissneri (Far Eastern brook lamprey), 3228 nucleotides long. Its product is annotated as mucin-like protein. Gene Ontology annotation, biological process: cell-matrix adhesion. Lineage: Eukaryota; Metazoa; Chordata; Hyperoartia; Petromyzontiformes; Petromyzontidae. The record is from RefSeq and is a predicted model, not a curated record. Gene Ontology annotation, molecular function: calcium ion binding; ErbB-2 class receptor binding.